AUGCCGGUUCCUCAGCGCGCCUUCGACGUCCUGUACGACAAGACGCUGACAUUGGCGGGGCCCAAGGACCAUUUCAAGGAGCAGCAGGCCACAAACUACGUCGUCGAUAAGGUCCCGGAGUUCAACAACUUCUUCUCUGAGCUCCGGCACUACCCGAAUUCGUCGCUCAGGAUCAAGGCCGAGAACAAGGUCCCCGAGUACGUCGAGCGCGGAUACAAUGCGGAACAGGAGACCCACGCGGCCCGCGCCUCGCGCAGCACGGCGGCACAAGUCACCGGCCCCCACCAGCACCUCUAUUACCGCCCCCCGGUCCUCACGGGCGCGGCCCCGGCGCCGCCGCCCGUCUCCACCUUCCACCACCAGCCCCGCCAGUCCCCGCUCCUCCCGGGCCAGCGCACCGUCCGCAAGGCCAAAGCCCCGCCCCCCGCAGCCGGCCCGCGCGGCCCCAUGGGCCCCGGCCUCCCGCCCGCGGCCGGCACGCGCCGCCGCGUGCUCCGACCGAUCGCGGAGCCCAUCGCGGAGACCACGGCCGGCCCGCGCGGCGACGGACGCACCGUCGCGACCCAGUCCGACUACCGUGAGGCCGAGGCGCAAACGACCCCGUGGGAGCCCGACUUCACGAUCAACGAGGAGCCCACCGCGCACCAGGUCGCGCUCAUGGACCGCUACGCGACCGGCGGCGUCCCCGAGGUGCUCCACCUCACGGACCUCAAGUUCGGCGAGGGCCUGCCCGCGGGCCGCGCGGAGAUCGAACGCAUCGAGCGGCUGCGCGAGAAGCGCGAGUUCGAGGCGAGCCUGCCGCCGCUCGCCGACGCCGCGCGGCUGCCGAUGCGCCGGCGGAUGCUCGAGCGGUGGGAGCGCAAGGAGUGGCAGGAGCGUGAGCGCGAGAUCAUGCACCUCCAGGACGAGCGGCUCGCGAUCCUGGAGCGCGCGAUGGAGCGCCGGGAGGAGGAGCGCGAGCAGCUGUCCGCGGAGCGCGUCGACCGCAUCCGCGACCGGCGGCUCGCCGGGAAGCAGCGGACGUUUGACGCGAUACAGCGGCGGCGGAUGCGGACGAUGCGGCAGCUGACGAAGGGGCGCGCGGAGCUGGAGCCCGGCGCGACGGCGAAGCGGUCGAUCAUCGACGACUACGCGGACUUCGCGUCGCGCGUGUACGCGCCGCUGCAGCGCGAGGGGCGGUUCCCGGAUGCGGUGCCCAAGGGCGGCGCGGAGGUGGACCCCGCGCCGUUCCUGCCGCGCACCGUGGACGACGUCAUCAUGCUCGAGGGGACGCUGCACCAGGGCGCGCUCGAGCCGCGCACGACGAAGGUCGACCCGAAGCACGCGGGGCACAUUCCGUGGCAGGAGCGCCGCGCGCAGACGCUCAGCCGCGACGUCAAGUUCGUGUCGUCGCUCCUCGAGACGUCGAAGGCCACCGUCGGGCGCGGCUUCGGCGAUUGCUGGCCCGCGCCGCUCGAGAAGCGCAAGCAGGGCGACGUGGCCACGGGCGGCGGGAAGCGCGCCACGCGGCGCGCCCUCGCGCGCCCGGAGACCCCCGAGGGCCCCCCCGUCCCCGCCGACGCCGCCCUGCACGCCGCCGCGACGUUGCUUCAGCGGCUCCUGCGGGGCCGUGCGGCGCAGAACCGGCUCUUCAUGGCCAAGGGCCAGCGGUUGGAGCUGCUCCACGAGCUGCGGCUGCAGCAGGAGAUGCCGCACGGGCACGCGGCGGGCCAGGCGGCGCUGGAGCGCGAGGCGAUUGCGUGCGACGCGACCAUCGGGGGCGCGGUCGCGGCGCUGCUGCAGGCGCUCGCGCGCGGCGGGGAGCGGUCCGCGGAGGACCGCGCGCGCGAGGCCGGCGCGUCGUACCGGCAGCUGCGCGCGGCGGCGGCGGAGGGAACGCGGCGCGUGCCGAGGCGGCACUGGCGGCCAAGGCCGUCGCGCGGCCCGAGUCGCGCGACGCUCCGCGGGACGAGAUGCCGUCGCCCGGGCCCGCGCCUGCGGCGCCGGCGUCGCCGGGGAAGGAGAGCAUCCCGGACGACCUCCUGGCGGGGAUUGCGCCGGGCAUCGGGAGAGAGGGGGUGGUUUCGGCGUCGCGGGACGAGGGCGAGGACGGCGCGCAGGGGUCGGAGUUGA
Molecule: messenger RNA, 2112 nt
Organism: Pedinophyceae sp. YPF-701
Lineage: Eukaryota; Viridiplantae; Chlorophyta; Pedinophyceae
Source: the annotation of a GenBank genome assembly